Messenger RNA from Gongylonema pulchrum, 531 nucleotides. NCBI's taxonomy places the organism in Eukaryota, Metazoa, Nematoda, Chromadorea, Rhabditida, Gongylonematidae. The record is from the annotation of a GenBank genome assembly.
AUGGAUUUUGAACCUUUACUGUUUUUAUUUACGGUUUAUAGCACGUCAGCUCUCGGUCAAUUAGUGGGUUUCCAAAAAGUUGCUGGCAGUGAAUACGAAGGAAAUGGAGAACCAGAUUUGAAAUUGUUUUGGCGAAGAUUUCCGGAUCGUAGAUUUCUCAACGAGUUACUGGCGAAUGGCGCCGGUCCCAGUGGACCUCGUCUGCUCGGUUGGGGUUCAUUUGGCCGAAAUCCAUCACUUCUUGGUGGAGGGACAUUUGGUCUUGGUGCAACGGAAUUUUAUCCAACAGCCGAUACAUUGAUUUCUGGAAGCCAUUAUCCAACUGAUGCUGCUCUGAAUACAUUAGCAGAAGAUAUCAAAGCGCAGGCAAAGAAACGUGAUCAGUACCAUCGUCGGCGAAUGUUCGAUCCGGAUGCACCAAUCGAUUACAUCAACGAACGCAAUCGUAAAUUCAACCAGAAGCUGGAUCGUUUCUAUGACAAAUAUACGGAAGACCUGAAAAGUGAUCUGGAAAGAGGAACUGCUAUUUAA